This is a messenger RNA of Naegleria lovaniensis, 2082 nucleotides long. RefSeq lists its product as uncharacterized. The transcript is spliced from 2 exons. The record is from RefSeq and is a predicted model, not a curated record. Lineage: Eukaryota; Heterolobosea; Eutetramitea; Acrasida; Naegleriidae. Bases 1 to 2082 code for a protein of 693 amino acids.
AUGUAUGCAACCAAGCGAGCCUUUUCAUCUUCUUCCGAAAGCGAAAACCCAGUCAGCAGAAACAAACUUUCAAAAAGUCAUCGUGUACGAAGCUGGGUACUUGUUAUCACUUUUACCUUGUUGAUACUGUAUAUAAUCGUAUUUUUUGAAUUGUUCAGGAAGGUAGCAAAACAAAGUGUCGUUCCCGAUCAGGAUCCGAAGUUGCUGAGACAUUACGAAUACGAGGAUGCAUCGAGCAUAGAGCAAGCAAAACAGGAAUUAAAAACUGACAUUGGAGGUGCACAGAAAUCUUCAUCAUCAUGGGCUCUGAAGACCUUAGGAAACAAUGAUUUAUUGAUCACAAACUUACUGGGAGAAACAGUUAAUCAAAACAUCUUGAGCAAAACUUUCAUAAAGACAGAUAAAAAUGUGGAGUUUUCCAUUUUUCAGAGCUGUUUGGAAGACAGAUUCAACAUGCCAGAACAAACAUUGGUAACCGAGAAACUGCAGGGUAUUGAUGUCAGCAAUGAAAUGAUCAAUGGCAAGUAUUUCGUGGUAUGGAACACGUUUGGGCACAAACAUCCAAAUGGUCCAAUUUAUAGUGCAGGAACAUCACUGAUCAACAAGUCUACUCAAAAAUUGAGAGUUGUAGCACUCAAAUGGUCACUCAAUUACGACGAUUUAACAGAAAAUGAGCAUGUUGAAGGUGAUAUUUGUCUAGUGAGGAAAUCAAAGGGAGAAAGCGAAGUUUCAAGCGGAUCUGAGGUGUAUUGUGUGCAUGAAAUGGUAAGACAACCCACAAAACACAUUCACACAUCACGAAAUGAUGAAAUGACAUGGUUGGAUUCAGGUGUUGAGGUAAAACCCAAUUUCAUUGUUAGGUUGAAUAGUGUCACUGAAUGUAAAGGACAUCCUCGUGGGUUCCAUGACAAAAACUGGACAAGAAUUGAUGGUCAGUUGAUUAUCCUUACAGAAAAGGGAGUUAAUUAUUGCAUGCAAAAAUACCAAAAAGAACAUCAAAACAUUUCUGAAGAAGAGGUGAACAAAAGAAUGGCACCACUUGUGAGUGUUCGUUCUCCUAUCCACGACCGAUCAUUUGUCGUGACACCUUUUCCUGCAUACGGUCCUUACAGCACCUUUGUCAACAACAACUACGAAAUAGUAAGCGUUCGAGGAUGUUUUGUAUUUUUGAGCUUCCUGUCUCAUGGACCAGCUGCAUUUACGGAAUUACAUGUCUACAAAAACAACAAAUUAGUUUGGACGCAUGAGCUCAUACUCUAUGAAUCAAAAAACUCAGUUCCCACAUUACGACACAUGAUCCCUCUUCCCGACACCAUAUCCAAAUUGAAUCCAAAGGAAUCCCUUUCCAUGAGAGUUAUGUGUUAUACACAGGACCAAGUUCCACAUGUUAUAGAUUUUGCUGUUUAUGCGUUAGCAACAGGUAAUUUAGACAUUCCCAACGAUCGCAUCAUCUUAACAUGGGAUAUUUCUAAGGAUGGAAUGGACGACUUCUUUCAUUACAACACUGAAAAUUUUGAGUUACGUUCUGAAUACACCAAACAAGCUCACGAUACACAAUAUGCAUUCAUUGGCCCAAUUCCAAAUUAUGACAAGAUGGAAGUUAUCGAACAAAACAACGAAUUCUCUGUAUUGCGUUUCACAAGAAAGCAAAACGCACUGUGUGUCAUCGUUCUUGUUCGGCACAAGGAUGCUGUCAUUCUACAAAUGAAAUUGUGUAACGAGCAGCUUGUUCCAAAAUCGCCACCGUCUCUUCAUUGUUACGGAUUAAUAAGAAAGCAUGAAGACGAUCCAACCAAAGACAGAUUGGUUCGUUUCCGGGUUGAUCCUCAACAGAGACGAGUGUUUAUUUCUUGGAGCAAUAAUGUGAAAUUGUUGGAAGAGAUUGAAAUUGGACAAACUUAUGAAAUGGAAGAAAACAGAUUCUUUGUGUCCUCAGUUUUUGUAGACAUUCGAAAAACAAAUGUUUUUGCGAUUGUGGACCGUCGUGGACAAUUACCUCCACACUAUUUCUUUUAUGAUAAUAAGGCAAAUCAGUGGAGUGAUACACAUGCAAUUUUCGGAUCCCCAAAUUCAACAGUUUAA